GUUUGAAGUUUUGUGGGCUUAUGCUUAAAAUGGCUGGGUUUCCUCCAAAUCUGGAUGAUGGUGAACUAUGGCCUCCCUAUGAUAUUUUCCUCAACGAAGUAGCCUCCCCAACCUCCAAGCUUAAUCCUGACCAUUUUCUUUCAAUGACGGCCUAGCUCAACACUUGGCUGCUCUUUCUUUCCUCAAACAACGUCAAUGCCUUUCAAAACCUCUGCUAAAUAUACCUUAGCGGGUUCUCUCUCUCACUCACACACACAGAGCUAGCUUUCUUUUAGAUUUGAAAGAGAACACUCCCGCUUUCAAUUUGGAUCAAACAAGUUUCCGGUUACCCCUUCAAUUGUAUCAUCAAUUGGAAGGAUGUGAACCUGGUUUCUAUACUUGACAUCAGGGCAGGGCAAUGAUGAAUAGACACAACAUCUCCAAGGCAAACCGUAAGAUUAGCUCGCACAAUUUUGUUCAUUCUGAUUUUCGGUUCAUCGCAUUUGUCGCCAGCAAGAGGAAGGACUCCUCCUUGCCUCAACAAGCUCAUCCUGUGAAGAAGCAGCACAGCCAGAGAGCACCACCAAGGUUUGCGCUGGAGUUGGAUGGGCCCUAAAAAUACGAUUUUACCCCUGAAGUUAACGGCAAAAUUGACGGACUUUUGACAUAGAACCAAUUUGAUACUAUGAAAAACUUACGGGACUAUUGAAAUGAAAAUUUUAGUUGAUGGAUUAAAAUAAGACUGGAGCAAAAGUUGGGGAUCAUUUCGGUCAAUAGCCCCAAAUCAUUAUCUUCACCAAAAAGAAUGGCUUGAAGCUUUGGGGAUUUUUCAGUUGCCCCUCAUCCGCCGGACCCAAUCCAGAAACCCAAUUGAGAAAAAUCCACCGAUUUCCGAUGGGUUUCAAUGCCAAAACCGCCGACGAAGAUUCCGAGUCAAGCGUCCUCCUCCCCACCGUAUCCGCCACCACACCCAAUAAAAUCCCAAAUGACUCGUUCCACUUGGCCUACAUCAUCUACUUCACACUUGGUGCUGGGUACCUCCUCCCAUGGAACGCUUUCAUCACAGCCGUCGAUUACUUCGCCUACCUCUACCCAGAUGAAAGCGUGGACCGUAUAUUCGCCGUCGCGUACUUCGUGGUGGGCCUCGUCUGCCUCCUCAUCAUAAUCUUCUACGCCCACAAGUCCGACGCUUAUGUCCGGAUCAAUGUGGGUUUGGGCCUCUUCGUUGUUUGCCUGCUCAUCGUGCCCCUCAUGGAUGUCUUUUACAUCAAAGGUCGGGUCGGGUUGUACGACGGGUUUUACGUGACGGUUGCAACGGUUGCGCUUUCGGGUUUGGCUGAUGCUUUGGUUCAAGGCUCGCUCAUUGGGGCGGCUAGUGAGUUGCCCGAGACUUAUAUGCAAGCCGUUGUGGCUGGGACUGCCGGUUCAGGAGUCCUUGUUUCUGCUCUGAGGAUCAUAACUAAGGCUGUAUAUCCACAAAAUGCUGAUGGCCUGAGAAAAAGCGCAAACCUUUACUUCGCUGUCGGGAUAGUAGUUAUGGUCAUAUGCCUUGUUUUCUACAAUGUGGCACCAAGGCUUCCAGUUAUGAAGUACUAUGCGGAGUUGAAGACUCAGGCUAUAAAUGAGGAGAAGGAAGAGAAUGGUCCUUUGACUGCGUCUGUGUUGAGAUCAACUUUGUGGCACGUAGUUGACAGAGUCAAGUGGUAUGGAUCUGGCAUCAUUCUUAUCUAUGUUGUGACUUUGGCAAUAUUUCCAGGAUAUAUUACUGAAGAUGUACACUCUCAGAUUCUCAAGGAUUGGUACCCAAUCAUCCUUAUUACAGGCUACAAUGUGUUUGAUCUUAUUGGCAAGUCUCUGACUUCUGUAUAUCUCCUCGAAAAUUCUAAGGUUGCGAUCGGCGGCACAGUUAUAAGAUUGCUCUUCUUUCCUCUCUUCUAUGGGUGCUUGCAUGGCCCCAAAUUCUUCCGAACAGAGAUUCCAGUGACAAUACUUACUUGCCUUUUGGGACUUACUAAUGGCUACUUGACAAGUGUGUUGAUGAUUUUGGCUCCCAAGAUCGUCCAAUUACAGCAUGCGGAGACUGCAGGGAUUGUGAUUGUGUUGUUCUUAGUUGUGGGUCUGGCUGUUGGUUCAGUUGUAUCUUGGUUCUGGGUCAUCUGAGUUUUGAGCAAAUUUUAUUACACCAGAAACUCCCAAACGUACUGCUGUUGCCAAGUCCCACUGUUGGGGGAUGGGUUGGGUUGGGUUUGCUAGUACCCUCCUUUUGUAAAGCUGUGUAACUUAACUGUUUGAAAUAUUGUAAUUUUUUCCUUUUCCCAAAACAUGGGUUAUGAAUUGUAAAUGGUUGGUUGAUCUGUCAAUUUGUUCAGUUGAAUUAUGAAAGUCUGGAUGUGUUGCUUUACUGGUGGUCAUCAAGUUAUAAACUUAAGUUCUAA
Molecule: messenger RNA, 2414 nt
Organism: Prunus dulcis (almond)
Lineage: Eukaryota; Viridiplantae; Streptophyta; Magnoliopsida; Rosales; Rosaceae
Product: equilibrative nucleotide transporter 1
Exons: 2
Coding region: 874-2139 (421 amino acids)
Biological process (GO): nucleoside transmembrane transport
Cellular component (GO): plasma membrane
Molecular function (GO): nucleoside transmembrane transporter activity
Source: RefSeq, a predicted model, not a curated record